Sorghum bicolor (sorghum) is the source of this 2409-nucleotide messenger RNA. Its product is annotated as putative clathrin assembly protein At1g03050. NCBI's taxonomy places the organism in Eukaryota, Viridiplantae, Streptophyta, Magnoliopsida, Poales, Poaceae. The transcript has 2 exons. Gene Ontology annotation, biological process: vesicle budding from membrane; clathrin-dependent endocytosis; clathrin coat assembly. Gene Ontology annotation, molecular function: phosphatidylinositol-4,5-bisphosphate binding; SNARE binding; 1-phosphatidylinositol binding. The record is from RefSeq and is a predicted model, not a curated record. Gene Ontology annotation, cellular component: clathrin-coated vesicle; clathrin-coated pit. Bases 397 to 2268 code for a protein of 623 amino acids.
AAAAGAAGCUGCUUUGCUCUGUUAUAAAUUUCGGGUUCGGGCCCAUAGCUGUCAACACGUAGGCUGAAUUAAGCCCGGAUAGAAAUAAGCCCACUAAAAGAAGCACAUUUACCAUUUAGAGGGGGUCGAUUAACAAUGUUGGACUUCAGGUGAACAAUUUUAUCACAUCGUGCCCCAGUGUCAACGCCUCUGCGCGCCGUCCACGGCCUCCUCCUUCCUCGGUCGUCCUCCCGCCACCCGCUUUCGUCGCGCGAGCAUUUCCAUCACCCGCCGCGCGCCCAAACACCAGCACCACACGUCCAUUUGCCCCAGCAGGACCAUCCCGACCAAUCUAUCGCGAGCCAGCGAUCGAUCGAUCGACCUCCGCGAGGAGGACGACGACGACGAGAACAAACCAUGGCGCCGAGCAAGCUGCGCCAGGCGCUGGGCGCGGUCAAGGACCAGACGAGCAUCGGGCUCGCCAAGGUCGGCAGCGGCGGCGCCCUGGAGUCGGACCUUGACGUGGCCAUCGUCAAGGCCACCAGGCACAGCGAGUCGUUCCCGGCCGACGAGCGGCACAUCCGUGAGAUCAUCACGCUCACCUGCCUCUCCCGGGUGUACGUCGGCUCCUGCGUCUCCUCGCUGUCGCGCCGCCUCGGCCGGACCCGGAGCUGGGCGGUGGCGCUCAAGACGCUCGUCAUCGUGCACCGCCUCCUCGCCGACGGGGACCCGGCGUUCGAGCAGGAGGUGUUCUUCGCCACGCGGCGCGGGACGCGGAUGCUCAACAUGUCCGACUUCUGCGACCGCUCCCGCGCCGACGCCUGGGACUUCUCCGCCUUCGUCCGCACCUACGCCGCGUACCUCGACGACCGCCUCGAGUGCCGGAUGCAGGGCAGGCAGCAGGGCGGCGGCGGCGGCGGCGCCGCCGCCGCGCGCGGUGGUGGCAGGCCGCUCUACGAGGAGAUGUACGCGUCCCCCGGCAACCGCUACAUCUGCGACGCCGCCUCCUUCAACGGGAGACAGGAGGACGCGGAGGCGGACGCCGAGGCGGCUCACAGCAGGGCGGCGGUGGCGCUCGUCACCAGGGACCCGCCCACGAGCGAGAUGACGGUGGAUCAGCUGCUCGUCAAGGCCAACCAGCUGCAUCAUCUCCUCGACCGGUUCAUCGCCUGCCGCCCUGUAGGCGCGGCGAAGGCGAACCGGGUGGUGACGGUGUCUCUGUACCCGCUGGUUAAGGAGAGCGUGCAGCUCUACUGCGAGCUCACCGAGGUGAUGGCCACGCUCAUCGAGCAGUUCGCGGAGAUGGAGACCGCGGACUGCGAGCGGGUGCACGCCCUCUUCUGCGGUCUCGCCAAGCAGCUGGAGGAGCUCGAGAAUUUCUACGCCUGGUGCAAGGUCGUCUGCGUCUGCCGCCAGUCCGACGUCCCGGAGGUGGAGGUCGUGACGCAGAAGAAGCUGGAACUCAUGGACGAGUUCAUCCGCGACAGGCACGCCGCCGCGGACUCGCAGCAGAGGCUCCCGCCGCCGGAACCGGAGCCGAUGGAGAGCCCAGAGCCAGCCCCCGUCGAAGAGGAAGAAGAGGACGACGACGAUAUGAACGCCACCAAGGCACUUCCAGCGCCCGAGGAGCCGCCGGCUGCGGAGCAAGUCGAGCCAGAGGCCCCGCUCGUCGUGGCCGAUCCGGUCGAGGAGGAGGCCGACUUCUUGAACCUCAAGGCGGACGCCAUGUCCGGCGAAGAGCACGGGCAGCAGCUGGCGCUGGCGCUGUUCGACGGCGACAUAGCCGGCUCAGCGCCGAAAGGCAACGUGUUCCAAGGCACUUCGGCGGACUGGGAAACGGAGCUGGUCCAGUCCGCGAGCGCGCUUGCGAACCAGCGCGCCGAGCUCGGCGGCGGCCUCAGUAUGAUGGUGCUGGACGGGAUGUACAACCAUGCGGCGGUGGCCAGCAACGCACAGACGUUCUCCGGCAGCGCCAGCAGUGUGGCGUUGCGGCCACCCGGGGCGCCGCCCAUGCUCGCCUUGCCGGCGCCUCCAGCGGGAGGCAGCAGCGCCGCAGUAGGUGCAGACCCUUUCGCGGCGUCGGCGUUGGUGCCUCCGCCGACGUAUGUUCAGAUGUCCGACAUGCAGACGAAGCAGCAACUUCUGACGCAGGAGCAGCAGAUGUGGCGGCAGUACGGCAACAACGGAAUGAAUCAGGGAGCCUUGGCAAUGCUACAGCAGCGGCCAAACCAGAAUCAGCAGUUCCUACCUCACACGGGGCACAAUUACUCGGGGUAUCGAACUUCUUAGAUCAAUCAUCUGCAAAUGUGGUUUUCCACAUCUCCAGCGUUCGAAACAAAAAAUGCUCGGGGUAUCAGAUAGUCAAAUUCUAUCAAAUUCUACAAGGUUCGAAAGCGGCAGUCCAAUAUUGCUUAUAUAAUCAUAUUCAAA